Messenger RNA from Theobroma cacao (cacao), 2023 nucleotides. It is a transcript of the gene PRP2, whose product is annotated as proline-rich protein 2. The record is from RefSeq and is a predicted model, not a curated record. Lineage: Eukaryota; Viridiplantae; Streptophyta; Magnoliopsida; Malvales; Malvaceae.
CUUGGGUAUGCAACUGAUCAGUCAGGCUUUGUAGCAAGCUUGUUUGCUUCUCAGCUCGUAGGCUGAAUAUUCUUUUGAUUUUGUUUCCUAAUAUCGUUUGCUGUUUUGGGGGGGGCUGUAAAGCUUCUUGGUUCCCAAUGCAGAUCCUCCCGGGUCGUGGAGGAGCACUUGUGUGCUUCUUGGUGUCGUUCUUGCUAUUUGUAGCAAGUUUCUGCAAUGCUGAUGGUAAAACGGUGGAGGUCGUCGGGGUUGGAGAAUGUGCAGACUGCGCAGAGAAUAACUUCGAGACAAGCCAGGCAUUUUCAGGGCUUCGCGUAACCAUAGACUGCAAGCCAGAGAAAGGAGAGUUCAAAACACGAGGGUCUGGCGAGCUUGACAAAGCAGGGAACUUCAAAGUAUCUCUUCCUCAGGACUUGGUUAAAGAUGGCAAACUGAAGGAAGAAUGCUAUGCGCAGCUUCACAGUGUAUCAGCUGCAGCUUGCCCUGCCCAUGAAGGCCUGGAGUCCUCCAAGAUAGUCUUCAAGUCCACGAGUGAUGAGAAACACAGCUUUGGGCUGAAAGGAAAGCUGAAAUUUUCACCAAUAACAUGUGCCUCAGCCUUCUUAUGGCCUCACUUUAAGCACCCUCCACUGCCCGAGUUGCCAGUUCCGCCAGUGAAAAGCUUCCACCACCCACUAUUCCCUCCAAUCUACAAGAAGCCUCUCCCGCCACCAAUCCCAAUAUACAAACCCCCACCAGUUCCGAUAUACAAAAAACCACUUCCUCCUCCAGUUCCAGUUUACAAGCCUCCCGUUUAUAAACUUCCUCCAGUUCCAGUAUACAAGAAGCCACUUCCCCCUCCAGUUCCAGUCUACAAGCCUCCAGUCUAUAAACCUCCUCCAGUUCCAGUAUACAAGAAGCCACUUCCUCCCCCAGUUCCAGUAUACGAGAAACCACUUCCCCCUCCAGUUCCAGAAUACAAGCCCCCAGUCUAUAAACCUCCUCCAGUUCCAGUAUACGAGAAACCACUUCCUCCCCCAGUUCCAGUGUACAAGCCCCCAGUCUAUAAACCUCCUCCGGUUCCAGUAUACGAGAAGCCACUUCCCCCUCCAGUUCCAGUUUACAAGCCCCCAGUCUAUAAACCUCCUCCGGUUCCAGUAUACGAGAAACCACUUCCUCCCCCAGUUCCAGUUUACAAGCCCCCAGUCUAUAAACCUCCUCCGGUUCCAGUAUACGAGAAGCCACUUCCCCCUCCAGUUCCAGUUUACAAGCCCCCAGUCUAUAACCCUCCUCCGGUUCCAGUAUACGAGAAACCACUUCCUCCCCCAGUCUAUAAACCUCCUCCAGUUCCCGUAUACGAGAAGCCACUUCCCCCUCCAGUUCCAGAAUACAAGCCCCCAGUCUAUAAACCUCCUCCGGUUCCAGUAUACAAGAAGCCACUUCCUCCCCCAGUUCCAGUUUACAAGCCUCCAGUAUAUAAAGCCCCUCCAGUUCCGGUCUACAAGAAACCACUUCCUCCCCCAGUUCCAAUCUAUAAACCCCCUCCAGUUCCGGAAUAUACGAAACCACUUCCUCCUCCAGUUCCAGUUUAUAAGAAGCCACUUCCUCCACUUCCAAACAUUCCUUCAUUCCCUAAGAAGCCAUGCCCUCCCCUUCCUAAGCUUCCUCCUCACCCCCCAAAGCAUUUCGACCACCCUAAGUUUGGAAAAUGGCCUCCACUGCCACCAUUUGCUCCUCAUCAGCCUUAAACUCUUGCAGUGAUGGUGAAUGUAGAGUGAAACUGUUUUAUGCAAUUAAUGAAGGUUAGUGUGAACAAGUUCCCCGCACAACAAUAAAAGUCUUUGAAGGAGAGACAAUACAAAUGAAGAAAACAGAAAAAAAAAAGUUUAAAUUAAAGAGCGGGGAAGAAAGAAUUGUGCUCAUUGUUAAUUUCUUAGUUAUAUUAGAUAAAUUAAGUUGGAGUUGUGUGUAUUGUUUCUGUUACUUGGUGAUUUGAAUGCGUGAAUUCCUAAUUUUCUAUUGCAACAAUAGUACAUUAAACUUU